CGGCGUGGCGGAGCUGGCUGGGCGCCCCCGGCCAAGGUGCGAGCGAACCGCGGCGGGCUCGGGCGCGGAGCGGGGGCGCGCGGCGCGGAGCAGCCCAGCCCAGCGCAGCCGGGCCCGGAGCCUCGCGGGUAGACACGAGCCGGCGGGCGGCGGCGGCGGCGGCGGGGGUGGUUCUCAGCCCGGCCGGUGCAGGGCCUCCGACCGACCGCGGCCGAGCGGGGCCUGGGCGCGGGCGCCGGGGAAGCCCGCCGCGGCGGGCACAGGAGGAAGCGGCGGCGGCGCGUCCCGAGCCGUGCGCGCCAUGUCGGGCGGGCCCCCCAAGGGCCUGCCGUCCACCGGGCCCCACUCCCUGCUCGACAUGCCGCACCCGCUGGCCGGCUCCAGCAGCGAGGAGGCCGUGGGCGGCGACAGCACGCCCAGCCCGGACCUGCUGAUGGCCCGCAGCUUCGGCGACAAGGAUCUCAUUUUGCCCAACGGUGGUACUCCAGCAGGUACUUCGAGUCCAGCUUCUUCAUCUUCCCUUCUCAACAGACUUCAGCUUGAUGAUGACAUUGAUGGUGAGACCAGAGAUCUCUUUGUCACAGUUGAUGACCCCAAGAAGCAUGUCUGUACCAUGGAGACCUACAUUACGUAUAGGAUCACCACCAAAAGUACGCGAGUAGAGUUUGACCUGCCAGAAUAUUCUGUUCGUCGAAGAUACCAGGAUUUUGACUGGCUGAGGAACAAACUGGAGGAAUCCCAGCCGACUCAUCUCAUUCCCCCGCUUCCUGAGAAGUUUGUGGUGAAGGGUGUUGUAGAUCGUUUUUCAGAAGAGUUUGUGGAAACCAGAAGAAAAGCUUUGGAUAAAUUCCUAAAAAGAAUUACAGAUCAUCCUGUGCUCUCUUUCAAUGAACACUUUAAUGUUUUCCUUACUGCUAAGGACCUGAACGCCUACAAGAGGCAGGGGAUGGCAUUGCUGUCUAGAGUGGGCGAGUCCGUCAAGCACGUCACCGGAGGCUACAAGCUGAGGAGUCGACCUCUGGAGUUUGCAGCCAUAGGCGACUACUUAGAUACCUUUGCACUCAAACUGGGAACCAUUGAUCGAAUAGCCCAGCGGAUCAUCAAAGAAGAAAUAGAGUACCUUGUAGAGCUGAGAGAAUAUGGGCCUGUGUACUCCACGUGGAGUGCGUUAGAAGGGGAGCUAGCUGAGCCCCUGGAGGGCGUCUCAGCUUGCAUUGGCAACUGCUCGACGGCCUUGGAAGAGCUAACAGAUGACAUGACAGAAGACUUUUUACCUGUGCUCAGGGAAUAUAUUUUAUACUCUGACUCUAUGAAGAGCGUACUGAAGAAGAGGGACCAAGUGCAAGCAGAGUACGAAGCCAAACUAGAAGCUGUGGCCCUGAGGAAGGAAGACCGCCCCAAGGUGCCGGCAGAUGUUGAGAAAUGUCAGGAUCGGAUGGAGUGUUUCAACGCUGAUCUGAAAGCCGACAUGGAGCGGUGGCAGAGCAACAAGAGGCAGGACUUCCGGCAGCUGCUCAUGGGAAUGGCCGACAAGAACAUCCAAUACUACGAGAAGUGCCUCAUGGCAUGGGAGUCGAUUAUUCCACUACUACAGGAGAAACCAGAGGCCAAGUAAGUUCCUUCUUGGGACCGAGACUCUUCUACCUACACAGGGCAUGGCACCCCAUACCAGGACGUCCCUGUAGUGCCAGAGAGGUGGCACUGAGAAAACAGCCACAGAGUCAUCUCUCCUUUGUGUAUUUCUCUCCCUUCCCGCCCCCCACCCACCUUUGUCUGACAGUGGUUCUCCGUUAGUAUUUAUUCCUUGGUGGAGUCUGUAAGGCUAUAAUCAUCUCUCAGCGAAAGAAGCAUACCUCCGUGUUGUGAAGGAGCCCAUUAAAUCUGGAACACUAAGAUCUGCAGCUGAGGGACGAGACAACCCAGCUGACGUUCUGACAUCUCGUUACAGUCUCCUGUUUGGGGACAGCAUGGUUGCCUGCGGUGGAAGAGAGCCCGGUUCUUGCUUUUCCAGGACACGAGGAAGGCGGGCACAGAGGGCAGCUCUCGUUUUCCACAGACACACGGGGACUCUGGAAUUGACCUGUGUGGGCAUCGACUUGUCUCAGCCUAGAAGGGGGUGUUGGCACCUCCACGGAAAGUCCUUAAUGUACAGUGGCCUAUAGCUGUGAGUGUGGCCUGCUGCCUGCUUGUGACGAGUGGCACCUCUUUUGUGGCUCCUGGUUCACAUAGGACCAUUUAUAUCAGCGUCUGUAUGCGUCCGUGCCCAAAUGAGCAAGCCAGUGUCCUUGUCCUCGUGCGAUACCUCGGGGAGCCGAGGGGGCAGUGCUCCCCAAACUUGUUUCUGACACUAGAAUGCAGUAGAUUGGAAACUGUUUUUUGUGUAAAAUGGGGGGGGGGGUGCAUUUUUCUCUGUGAAGUUCUUCAGUGUUUUUCUUUUGCUUGUUCAGUGUCGUCAGAGUAGAGCUGAGGCCCGUGGUGGGAAGUCCGUGUUGUCUGAGGUCAGAGUAGCUCCCAGUAACUGGGGUCAGUGGGCAUAUACUAGGCCCCAUCUCCACGUCUGCUCUGUGCCGUCUGCCUUUACCUCACCCAGAACUCCUAAUUUAGUGUCUCCUACCACGUCCACCGAGUGUUUGGGCGGCCUUUUGUUGAGAGGCUGGUGUGCCGUAGUGACACAGUGGAGGUUCUGGGAACUCCGUGUGCAUGUUCCAUAUGAAGUGCUUUAACCCUCGAUAGUCCCUGGUCGGAAAGAAAAGUCGGUACCUGGAUGGGCCUCGAAGAUGACAAGUGCUAACAGCGAGCCCUUUGCUUCUCGAUAAGCUAAAACCUCUUCAACUUGCAGCCACGUUCCCCAGUGACCACUGGCCGCAUCUCAAGUCUUCAAACCGACACGAAACCGACGAAGAGGAUCUAUCUUCCAACUCCUUUUCUUUCCUCCUGAAGUGAAGCUACCUAUGCCGCGUUUGCGCUCUCCCGUCUGUGGCUCAUCUCCCCGUAAAAUGAUCAACCUGAGCCUCAAAGAGGCAGUUAGUGUUCUUGUCGCGACGCAGCCGGGCCGAGGCGCUGGCGCACACGCGGGGCGUAACCCGCAGGUACCCGGCCGCGUGCAGCGUGUCGAGGUUCCUCCACCCCCUCGCGCCCGCGGCGUUGACCUCGGGUGGCCACUGCCGUGAUGCCAGGGGUGCAGCAGUAGGCCAGCACAGAACAGUUCGGCUCUGUUUCAUUCAUGUUUUGAGGAAGUCACGGUUUCAGUUAGAACUUUUGUAUCCGUCGGUACUUGCCUGCACCGUCAGACCCCCUCACGCCGUUCUCAAAUCCUGCGAUGUGAAUUUUUGUUUGGUACAAUUAGAAGUGAUUCAUCGAAGCAGAAGGGUAAGGACAGGCCAUCUAGCCCAAGUGGUGAGUCCGUGUUUCAUGCUACCUCUAAGCCAUCACGUUGGUGCGGGUAUGGAUGAUGGACGUCUGGGUCCAAGCUGACAGCUUGCUGGUAGAACAGGGUGUAUAUCCAAUAACGGGUUGACGGCCCUCUCUUGAUAUUUCGUGGAAGGCACUAAACUGACCCAGCAGCGAGCGCUCAUCUCCAGGAACGUGCGAAGCCUUGCCUUGUGGAAUGCGUGCUUUAAAAACGUUGUCCGGUGUCGUGAGUGCUUGGAAAGAAUCGUGGAAAGAGUUGAUGGGAAGACCAGGAUCUCAUCUGCCGCUAGUUGCCAAAGCCCAGGAGCAUUCCCGUGGAAAGUUUAGUUGGAAAAGAAGGCAACCCUUCAAAACAGUCAUGGGGCUCCUCUCUGGGACAUACGGGAAGGGAGUGGAGGGGGGACGCGGUCGUUCCUUACGUUAUUGGAGGCAGAAGACUAGCUCGGAGGGGACUCGGGCAUCUUGCGGCUUGUCUUUCUCCAUUUGUUUGCCAUGUGAUGUUUCUGUGCUUUAAGACACCAGGGAGAGCUGGGACACUGACGCCAGAGCCGGGAGAACCUGAAUAUGUUCCAGGCUCCCCUGGAGAAAUGGUCUUGCCCGAGAAGGGACGCUUGCCCCUUCCUUCAGGCUGGCGGCAGAUGAGGUGAGGAGGCCCAGGAAGAAGGGACGGUAGGCAGUGAAGGAGGCUCCCCAGGCCUCCCCGACCCCCACGGCUCGUCCAGCCUCUGCGGGUCAGGAGUCCCAGGCAUCUGCCCUUUCAUCUCUGUGAGCAUGAAGGGGAUUCCCUGUGAGAAGUGUGACCGGAGACUUCCGUGCCGAAGACUGCCUCGUAGAGGCUUCGUCACCCCGUCCUUCUUGGCUCCACAAAGUCGUGGUGCUGAGAUCACUGCCUCCUCUCUCAUAGUUGUGUCCCAGGAGGCUUUUGCUUGGGGACACGCUUGACCUCAGGCAGACAGACUUGGACAGGUUUUGAGUCUUGGGCACAUGGCAGCCGAAUGCAGAGUGACGCCUAUCAACUGCCUCUCGGGUGCGGGAAGUGAAGGGUUCAUUCACCCAGGUUAAAAAUCCAGGCUAAGGCAGAAGAGGAGAGGAUUCCUAGAAACUGAGCAGAUUUUAGAGAUGCACUUGGUGCUGAAGGGAGCACUUGUGCUUUGUGGCAGAUACGGACACUGCGGUCUUCCUUAUCAUGUGGUGGAUCCACAAGGGGAUCCUAGGCUACUCUGCCCAGAGCCAAAAAACCUCUGUUCUUCCUGAAGGAGGAGGGAACACGUUUCACAGCCAGGUUUGGGGCUGGGUUUUGUCCUUUAAUAAGACUUACUAAUGAUUCCCAGUGACCUCAGAUAAGUGCAAUUAUGGAGAUGAUUGGCUCGUAUUUCACUGUGCUGCUUGUUGAACUCACCAGUCACCUUCCUUUAGGUGAAACAACAAAAGCCAGUACGACUCCGGGGGUCGUGGUGAAUGUAACAUUGUUUGUCUUCAUGCCAAAUUUCAGCCACACCUGGAGCGUGUUCUACAUGUUGUCGAAUUAAAUGUUUUACCGGUCGCCAUCCACACGAGGGAUUUAAAUGCACGCUUGCAGCUCAUUUCUCGUGAGGCCACCUUUGUUUUGAAGUGACAGGAAGUCCUGCUUUAGAGGAGGGCAUGGUGACCUGACUGCCUGUCUGCAAGUGGAGUGUGUCUCUUGGGCUGGUAGGUGUCAGCCUGGGACACACCCAGGGUCCGAGUGACUUGGCCCUGCCGUCAAGAGCAUUGACAUCGCGGGCCCCUGGCUUUGUUUUCAUACCAUUCAUUACACUGCAGAGUGGUCCUUCUCUACCCUCUGCCCUGAGACAGGCAGGAGAGAGACAUCGCCACAGCCUCCUGGGCCCAUGUGGGCGUCGUCUGUUUGGAUGUCAGGAUGGGGUGACCUGGCCUCUCCUCGGGCUGCGCUGAAGGGUGCUCCCGCUCACGAGAGGCUGCCUGUGUUCAGGGCAGGGCACAGCAAGCCUGCGGCCCACCUUCCCGGAUGCCUACUCUCAAAGGCCCGUGGAAACUGAGUAAUCUAAUUGUCAGGCUGGAGUAACACUGCAGUCCAUCCCCAUUUACAAAACAUUUUGGGAAUUUGGCUUUGCCUUCUCACUUUCAAGAUGGCAACAGAUUGGACAUGGCCUCUUAUGUUUUCUCCAUUCAGAUGGCAGGUGGCAUUUAUCAGUAAAUUCGAGUAAAAUGUUAUGAUGUCCUGGGUCAGACUGACCUAUCAAGCUGGGUGUGUUGGAGUUGUUCUCUGCUUCCUCAUGGUUUUUUUUUGUUUUUGUUUUUUUUUUUUUUUUUAGUGCAUAAACCAGGAACCUGAUUUUUCAUCAGCCCACCCAAUAGGUGGUUAGCUUUCUGCUUUAAGCAUGUCUGGCCUCCCUAUAGUCGCCUGGAUGAGAGCGUGCACAGAGCUAUCUGCGUUAGGAAAGGUGGAGGAAAGGCCUUUGUCGCGGGGAGUUUGAUCGUUGUUUCUUAAUCGUAUGUUUGAAUUGCAUUCCGGGUCUGGCUGUCUAACCCUUUCUAUGUGGCAGAAAAAUAUGUUCUUCAGGCAGUUUUUACUACUAUAGAUAGCCUGUAAAUAAGUACUUUGGAAAAAAAUAACAAACCAGUAAGAUAUUUGUCUUAUAUAGAAACAUUCUGUGUGUUUAGCACUUGAAAAUCAACAAAUCCAGACUUUUAAAAUUGCCACAGACUGUUGAAAGCCUAACUCUACUUUUUGAGAAUUGUCAACACCUACUAAUAUGCCUUAUUCUUCAACUAGUGUGUUUUAGAUUCUGGAUAGAAAGAAUUUUUUAGAAACGUAAUCAGUUGUUCCGCUUAAAUGCUAGAGGUCUAACAUAGCCAGUCCUCAGCCCUCUUAAAGAAAUAAGAAAGUGAGGUUCAUAAUUAGGGCUGCCUUUUGGGAAGAGAAAGCUAAGUAUUGCUAUUGCCAAAUGAUAUUUUUGAUAAUGUAAGGAAACACAGGGACCACUGAACCGUUUGUGUGUGUGUGUGUGUGUGUGUGUGUGUGUGUGUGUGUUAAAGUGUGAAAGAUUAACUUAGUGCCUUUUGGCACACUCUUGAUUGUAGAGGAUAUAUGGUAUCAGCAUUGACAAAUCACGUAGAUACAGAGAACUCUAGAUUAUGACAAUAUUAAUGGUGUACCCCGAUUCUGCGGAACAGUUUUUUAAAAGAUAACUGGGGGCGGGGUGGGGGGCUCAGAGCAGCGUGUGUCAGAUAGAAAUUCUCCACAGGUUGAAAUGCCAAAAACCUAAAACCCAUUGAUUCUUUAGUCCAUUUUAAUAGAGCUUUUACUAUUAAAACCAGUGACGGAGUAUUGCAACACGCAUGUCCCUGGCAAUGCCACCCCCUCACCAGGUGAUUCGGGGCUUCCUGCAUGCCAGGUCAGAGCAGGUCACACCUGUCCCCACCCCUGAGUAACAGGUUGUUCACAGUCUCAGACCAACCCUUCAGUCUCGAUGGUACCGGAAGGAGAAAAGGGGGGUGGCUUUUUUCCGCAGUGUGGGAACGGGGAGGGGAAAGCAGAUUGCCAACAAGAUGAGAAUCUGUAUGACAAAAAGACACCUGUGUCAGCUGGGCCUUCGUCAGACAACAAACCAGCAGCUGUUAGCAGUCAGCACCACCACCUGGACACCCCUGAGGUCUGGUCCUGUCCCGUAGGCACCCCCAACCAUUGUACUUCCGUGUGCCUGAUUCCUCGAUGUCCGCGCAUUGGGAAUGCAUUGAGAGAUGAUGUACAUCUGAUAGAUUUCCAGAAAAUAAACUGCCAGCAACCUUUCUGACUUGCAUUUUAACUGUUGAAAAAGAGAUUCAAAACUUUUGCUUAGGUCAUGUCCAAAGUGUGGACUGUAUUUCUUAUUUUUAGAGGUCAUUCUUCACAUUUAAAAUUUGAGAAGAACCCCUCCCCCCGCCCAAGGUAUUGAUGAAGUCCUCCCUCCGUGUAAAUGUGUUCUCUUCUCUCUAUGCUGCCAAUAAGCCAAAUCAGAAGCUGUGAAAAAAAAAAAAAAAUGUGCUCAAGAAUGUGUGUGGACGAGAAAGUGAUUUAUUCCCAGGUCAAAGUCUCUGUUUCAUGAAGCUACCAAACUUGAAAAAGAAUGUCACGUUUUUCUUUCUUUCUUUGUUAUGGAACCCAGAGAUUGUAAAAAGAAAAAAAAAGUUUUGUUGCAUUUUCUGAUGCUGGCACGAGGUUUUUGUCCACUUUUUUUCAUAUAUCUGUGUAUAAAAAAAAAUCUGUCCAUUGUUUACUAUGAAAUUAGUAUUACAUUUUGAGGUAAACAAAAGAAUUUGUAUUGCUUGUUAACUAUUAGCUUGUACAUUUAAAAGGUUUCUUUACCUCAAUUAACUUAAAGUAAUGGACCAAUAAACCUACGAAUGAUGCUUUCUUUA
This is a messenger RNA of Felis catus (domestic cat), 7809 nucleotides long. RefSeq names its product sorting nexin family member 30 (gene SNX30). The record is from RefSeq and is a predicted model, not a curated record. Gene Ontology annotation, cellular component: cytoplasm. The transcript has 9 exons. Lineage: Eukaryota; Metazoa; Chordata; Mammalia; Carnivora; Felidae. Bases 302 to 1615 code for a protein of 437 amino acids. Gene Ontology annotation, molecular function: phosphatidylinositol binding; protein binding.